UCAAUAUCAAAUGAGCCUAUAGUUUUUUUUAUGGCAUGUAAAAAGUUCUACAGUCCCAAACUCCUAUUAACUUUUGGUUUAUUUUGAAUGCAGUAUCUCAUUUCAUUUAAAUGACCUCAUGGUAUCUGUUGACAGACAUGCAAACCAGUAAUUAUGAAUCCAUACAGUGUAAAUAUAAAACGUUUCCAUAACGUUCUCAAUUUUCUGAACUUAUGACAAGAACCAGUAUGAUUUAUGUAGUAGUAUCCAUUUUUAUGUUUGUGGUACAAAUGAGUGUUGUUGAUCCUAGAGGCUCGUGUGAGAACCAGAUUUUUGACAACAUGAUUGACAAAAUAGUGACCAUGCAAUGUAGAGAUGACAAUACGGGAAAAGAUAGACCAGCAUUUACAGUGAGUCUUACAACAAAGGAGCCGACAAUAACAGGAAAAGUACCUAUCAAGUUUAACCAUGUAAUCCUAAAUUGUGGAGGUGGAUAUGAUCCCAGUACAGGAUACUUCACAGUACCACAGACAGGACUCUAUCAUAUCUCAGCUACAAUCAUGUCUAGAAAUGGGGCUACUUUUCAUGCCAGUCUUGACAAAAAUGGUCAGGAUAUAGUGUUGAUGUAUGGAACAAAAAUAAAUGGAGACAAUGAGAGUACAAACAUUGUUCUAGAACUAACCAAGGGUGACAAAGUUUGUGUGAAACAUUACAUGUCAAGGUCAGAGGUUAUUCAUGGAUAUGGCUACUGCUACUUUUCAGGAUACUACAUAUCAAAAUAGAAUUAUUUCAUGUAAAGAAUAAAAAGCAAAAUAGA
Mytilus californianus (California mussel) is the source of this 796-nucleotide messenger RNA. Its product is annotated as complement C1q-like protein 2. NCBI's taxonomy places the organism in Eukaryota, Metazoa, Mollusca, Bivalvia, Mytilida, Mytilidae. Gene Ontology annotation, molecular function: protein binding. The record is from RefSeq and is a predicted model, not a curated record. The transcript is spliced from 3 exons. Bases 213 to 761 code for a protein of 182 amino acids.